This is a messenger RNA of Gadus morhua (Atlantic cod), 4206 nucleotides long. RefSeq names its product tRNA methyltransferase O (gene trmo). NCBI's taxonomy places the organism in Eukaryota, Metazoa, Chordata, Actinopteri, Gadiformes, Gadidae. The transcript has 10 exons. The coding region runs from base 2620 to 4053 and encodes 477 amino acids. The record is from RefSeq and is a predicted model, not a curated record.
CCAAGAUACCUCAAGCAGAAGCAUGCUUGUGUGCCUCCACAUCCCCUUCGCCAAAUUGCUCCAAACUUAAGUUAACGCAAUUCCUAUAACAGUGUAAAUUAUGUCAAAUUCUGGAAAUACUUGUUCCUGUGACAUUAUCAGUAAAUUGCUUGUUUUUGGUGAGAGAGUUUAUGUGCCAUGGCAUGAUGCAAUGCAUCAUUAUUGUAAAGCAAUGUAGAACAAUAUUGUUGGUUUGUUGAACGUUAAUGCCUGUGUGAAAGGGCCUCUUGGACUUUAAUUAUGGAAAAACGAAUUCAAUUUUAUAUUUUUUUCCAUGCCAAUCAAUUGUAGUGGAUCCAUUAAACCAGCAGAGGGCAAUGGAGUCACAUCUUCUCGCUUUUUUGUACGCUAAACACAACUAGAUCAGUGGAUUUUGGCAGAACUGUCAACUCGGUCGUCUUUGAUAAUAAUCAGACAUAUUGAAAGAUGCCAGUAUUUGGGGAUGCUCAGUGCUUGUGGGUCUUUGAGAAUUGUCAACAGAGGACUAAAAGAUUGCCAGUCAUCGCUUAACCACCCUGAGCCGGACCCCAUUGGAAGCGGCUGUUUUCCUCAUCUUUCUCACAAGGACUAUUCUUAAAUGGAUGAGACUUUGAAUAUGGACAACGAGGUGUUGGAUUGCCAAGAACCUGAAACCAACCGAGUUGGGAUCCUUCGCCGUCUGCGGGACCGAGACCUGCUCAGGAAGAGGAAAGCCGAGGCGGAGGAAAAGGAGACUAAGCAGUGGGUUUAUGGGGUCGAGAGCAAGAGGAGAAGAGCAAGGGGAGAGCAGAGGAGUGGCACUGGGAGAAGGGGGAGACCAAGGAAGAUUGAGAACCUAUUUGAGAUUCUCCCGAUCCAGGAAAAGGAGAAGGGUGAGGAGCAAGUGCAGCAGGCUCCCCAACCUCCUGCUGAAGAAUCUUUACCUGAGGCAGCCCACACCUUCUACUCCCGAUCGAUUGCUCCAGCGUACAUCCCCACUUCCCCAGCUCCGCCACUCAAUGUUACCUCAGUCGAGACCCCUGUCAUUGCCUCUUUUUUUACCAAUCUAUUCCAAACGGCUCCUACCCUGACCCUGAACCCUACCCUGGCCCAGGCACCUACCCAAACCCCUACCCCAGCCCCCAACUCUGUCUCAGAGCCCACUGAUCCAGCCCCAUCUACCCAAAGUCCUCCCUUGCCCCCUUCCUCUGGUCAAAGCCAAAGUGAGACCACAGUGGAGGCUCCUGUGUCAGCUGGGCCCCUGCUGGCCCUAGCUCCAGCUCCGGCCCCAGCAUCCCCUGCUCUUGUCUACACCACCGAGUCCGCAACCAUGGAGGCUCAAGGCCAGGUCACCAUCGAAGACUUGGGGCCCGAUGAGAUGGAGGAUGUCUGCUUGACACAGAAGGAAGAUGCGGUGAACCGUUUGGAAACUGAUUCGGUUGAGGGGCCAUCUCCACCCGUUGUGGCUCAGAGCACCAUGUUCUCCUCUCCUCUGUUGACCUCCCCGUCUACCACUCAAGGAUAUUUCACAGAUAAAUAAUUAAAAAUGAGGUUUCUGAUGAUGUCUGAAGAGAAUUCUCAAGGGCUUUCUACAAAAUUUGCUGUAGACUAUUCUUAAAUGGCAAUGCUUUGAAAAUGCUUGUAUUAAUCAUUUUUUUAUUCUGAGGCCUUAUAUUGUACUGCAUUUAAAUUGGAUUUAGCUUUUUUUUGCUUUAGGAAUUAACUGAUAAUACUGCAGUUUUAAAUUAUUUUAAAAACAAAGACAAACUUGUUAUUUUCAGUCCAAUUUAUUUUUAUAGUUUGGUUUGUAAAUUUGUUCAUGUAAAACUAGUUACUGCAAAUAAUAAUAAAGUAGGGUUUUGAAAUGUUACGUUUUGUAAAAGUACACUUUUUGUGGUUUCUAAUAAACAGGGGUCCAUUCAAAAUUAUCCUCUUUAAUGUUGGCUUUGACAAACUUCCUUUGCAUCAGGAGUCGGGAAACAUGAUACAGUGUUAACAUAUUUCCUAUUCAAACAAUAAAACUGAGACGUGCAUAAACUAAAUAUUCACGGUUAUUUGUCGUUUUUGUGUAUUCAUAUGCCUACACUGCAUAAUAUUACGGUUCAUUUAAAUAAAAAUAAAAACAUGGAUUAACAAGAUCAGAAAUCAAAUUUCGGACAGGAAUUACAUAUCAAACAAAGGCAUUCAGUGAGUAUGCAUAGUGUACACGCCGUCAACAAAUUGUAAACAAUAAGUCCCUUUCAUCCACCCAUAUUCAUAUAUUCAAUUUAUUGUGUCCAGUGUCACCCUCUAGCGUUCAGGUUUUCGGAGUUUUUAGAUGGGAGAAAUCCGUAACUUUUAAAACAAAUUCACAUUAUAUUUUAUUCAGUUGUCAUUUAUUCAUUUGUGUGGAAUUUGUUUCUUCAACACCUAUAAUUUCAUUCAAUAAGAAAAUGUCUACUCAAGCAGUAAAAAUAAAGAAAUUUCCAAUGGUCCCUCGAAAGUCACUGGUUGGCCAACGAUUAAUCGUGCGUGUUCUGCUUCCGCAUUGAGUGAUCACACGUGUUUGUUUAUAUCCUAGUGUGAGCUUUCUCACAUAAGCAUCCAGAAACUGAAAAUUAUUAAACAGUUUAAUUAGUAAAAAUGCCACCGCUGUGUGAGAGCUGUUUCGAUCAUGUCGAUAAACUCAAUCAGCAAGUUUCUGUAAUGCGAAAAGAAAUCAAAAAUCUAAGACAGAUGUUGGAGAACGCAGUAAAAUCCCACCGUAAAUACAUGACUUCCCUCUUGUCCGCUGUGUCAAACGUUUCUCAAGGCGACAACCAACCGCCAUAUCAACAACAAUCAUUAUCGGAAAAGACAGAAAUGGCACCAAAUGUUUCUUUGGAACAAGGCACUAUCCAGACUGUCCCUAUCGGCUACAUAAGGUCCUGUUUUUCAGCGAAGAAUGGCACACCAAGACAGCCCACGGUGUGUGGCCACUCAAGGGCCACGCUGUGCAUUCAGCCCAGUGUGUUCAACAACCCUGAUCAAGCUCUGAUGGGUCUCGAGCAAUUCUCCCAUGUAUGGGUCAUCUUCCUCUUUCAUAAGAAUGGUCACCUGAGUUACAAACCCAAGGUAAAGCCCCCCAGACUAAACGGUCAGAGGGUGGGUCUCUAUUCCACACGCACCCCUCACCGACCCAACGCCCUGGGCCUAACGCUGGCCAGGGUCGACAAAAUCGUAGGUGACACGGUACAUCUGUCAGGCAUUGACAUGAUUGAUGGGACUCCCGUUCUGGAUAUCAAGCCAUACAUCUCAGACUACGACUCCCCCCUCAGCCGACCCGGUGCAGAACCAUAUCAAAUGGAUGUAGGCCAACUGGAGACGGCAGCGGCGCCACAAGAUGAGGUAAUGGGCGACGUAUUAAGCAUCCGAAUGAACUCUGGGAGUCCAUCCUCUGGGAAAGACACCUCAUUUGCUAGAGAUGAGUCUACCAAGGUUACCGGUCCCAACAGUAGUCCUAGAACUACGCUGAAGGACGAAGCCAUAACUGCUGACGUCGAGAAGAGAAGUGAGGCCUCUUCUUUGCCUGUUGCUGAUGCUAAUGCUGACUCCGCUGCCCCCUUUUCCAAAGAGCUGAGAAAUGUGCUAGUGGAGGUUAAAGCCUAUAUCAACGAUACUGAGCUAACCAGUGAAAAGGACAUAACAAAAUCCAAACGACCAGAGACAACCCAAUGCAAUCCUCGGCUUUGCUAUGGGGAAGAGGAGUACAGUACCAUUGCCACUUGGAUCAGAGCGCCCCCUGUUGGCAACCUGGAGGUGCGAUUCACGCCCCAUGCUCUUAGCGAAUUAGCAAAGUUUAUCCCGCCUCAACAUUCAGUAGACCCCACCGGAAACGACUGUCCUCGCUUUAAGUUCCUACGCAGCCAGGAAGAGGCAUUGGCCGCCAUCAGAGCGGUUCUGUCGGCCGACCCGCGCUCCAUCUACCGGAGGAGCCGCUGUGAGGACAGACUGUUCUUCUUCACCCUGGACACCGCCGACAUCACCUGCUGGUUCGGCCCGGGCUUCGCUGAAGUCCUGCGGGUCCGGCGGGUCUAACCCUUAAUUGUUUAAAGUAGCAAAUGCUAAAAUAUCUGAUAUGCUAUAUAUAGACGUAUACUUUCUAAAAUCAGCAAUUGUGAAUUUCAAUAGAAUCUCAAUAGGAACAUUGUUUCUGGAAUUCUAAAAAUCAUAAUUAAAGAUGUGACUACA